Leguminivora glycinivorella is the source of this 1864-nucleotide messenger RNA. RefSeq lists its product as uncharacterized. Bases 126 to 1847 code for a protein of 573 amino acids. The transcript has a single exon. The record is from RefSeq and is a predicted model, not a curated record. Lineage: Eukaryota; Metazoa; Arthropoda; Insecta; Lepidoptera; Tortricidae.
UAAUGCGAGAAGUCAAAUAUAAGAUUAAGAAAAAUAAUUAAAAAAAAGUCUGGAGAAAUAAAUUUAUAACGGUAACGAAUUUAUUAAAUAAAAAUAUAAUAAUAUCCUACCCGAACGUUGUAGCAAUGGAAGCAGGUUGUCAACUGUUGCUAUAUUUGGAUAAAAGGCGCUUAUUACCAUUUAUGAAGGAAGCAUGUGAAAACUUUUUACAAAACUUGAAUGACAAGUCUGCCCGGUUCCCGCCAUUUCGUUACCUGCUUGAGAUCGACGUAAUGGAUGUUAUUGAUUUAGUCCCUGAUAUUGGCAAUCUUCUUUUGAAAGAACCGUUGAAAGUACAGCACAAAUGCAAUGAAAUUCUAUUUGCUUGUCUGCAAAACAUCAAUAAUAACACUCAUGGUAUAGAAUUUCCUCAAGUUGCGGUUACUUUGAGGUUGAAAAGUGUACCUACUCUUUUAUUACGCGCAAAUCCACGUAAUUUCUCAGGGUUAGUGCAUUUCCGAGGACUGCUUCUAGCUCUUUCGAAACCUACAAGCUAUGCCUACCAUACAGUUUGGUCAUGUCCCGAAGAGUGUGAAGGGAGUGAAGUAAUUUUACAAUACAUGCCGAAAGUACCGCCAAAAUGCUACGUCUGUAAAAGCGUUCUUUUCGAAAACAGCGGUUUGAAGCGAUGCGGUGAAAAGGUAACUGCGAUAUUUCUGUUGAAGAAACAAAUGCUUCCAAAAAAGUUCUUUAUCGUAGACGAUUUAAUCCCUAAACUAAAACUAGGAUUAAUUUAUGACAUUUACGGAGUAAUAUUGAAGAAAGUUACAUCGAUAUGGUCAAUAGAGGAAGUUCUGGCUUUAGCGGCUCCGGUGACUAGUCCGAUACCUUCAGACAUAGCGGAAUUGUACAGGGCUUGUAAUGGGGUACCUUGGUCUUUCCUAUACUGCCUCGCCUCAAGUUUAGGACUGAACGUCUGUCCUUUGAACACAUUCAUGGAGCUGAAGAUCAACCUGCUGCUAAGCCUGGCUAGUGUAAAAGCAAACGCGAUGAACUCUUCGAAGAUUAUCCACGUUCUCGUCGCUAACUUCGACACCAGAUACGUUGGAGAAAUCAUGACGCAUGCUGCAAAACUUGCUGAUCGAUCAGUGUUCUUAGGAACAUCUAACACAACUGUUUCAACGGCUCUGAUAGCAAGCUCUGGAGGAGUCUGUGUAAUGCCUUUACCGCUGCACUCAUAUAAUCAAAAGCAGACCUCUGCUAUUUUAACUGCAAUCGAGAGCGGAAAGGUUUCAACUGAAACCGGUAAAGUAGAUUUACGGAGCGCAAUAUGGUCGCAAGGAAUGGAUUUCAAGAAGAUAGUCCUUUUCAACGUUGCGAACGUGUUCGGGACGGUUUGCCGAGGCGAUAUGGGGCAGUACACUGAUGAAGUUUUAGACAUGGUGCUGCAAAGGACUGUAGAGACGGAAGAAAUAAGCGACGAAGAGAUCAAAGCUCAUAAAGACUUAGCGUUAUACUUAGAGUUGGUGGCCGGGGUGAAAGUGAGUUUGGAUGACCAGACUGAGAGGAUUUUAAGGAACUAUAUGCUAGCGGCCCGUAGAGAGAUGCCUAAAGGAGUUUCCGUUGGAAAUAUGGGGGCGUUGGUUGUGACAUGUCUGAAUUCGGCCCGGUUAUGUGGAAGAGCUGUAGCCAAUGUUAACGAUGCUGUGUUCGCAAUCUGGCUUCACAUCAGUGGCUGCCCCGAACCAAGGAUAGCGCCAGACGAGUACUUACGACCUCCUUCGGAUGUGAAGCGACUCACGAAAACAAUAGACGGCUUUAAGAACUGGCUGGAACAGUUUACAUGUAGCAUGAUGGAGAUUUUGUAACGUUUUCCUUGUCCGUC